AAGUUGAGACUAGAGACCAGCGAGAACAGCUUCAAACCGGUUUCAACACCCAGCAACAAAAGCCGCUACUGCAACCUUCCCCCUCAGUUGCCUCAGCUUGCUACAGAAGAGUGAACAAGAUGAUGUUAUCUUUCAGAAGAUGCUGUUUGUGCAUUAGUGUUUUACCAUAUUAUUGCAACGCGCAAUGAUAUUUAAAGUAUUGGUCGGAGGUCCAGGGGCCAGCUAGCCUUAGCCUAUCCAUCUGGCUGCUUGAAGCUGACCAAAUAGAAACAUCAGUCUUUCUGCAGGUGACUGGACAUUUGAGGAACACUCAGACCUUACCUCAGCACACAAACAACAACAACAACAACAUGACUCUCCCGAGCACAAAGAAAGCCCUGGACGGUGGCUGGGGUUGGGCCGUGGUGGUGGCUUCUUUCCUGGCCCUCUUCCUGGCCUACGGGUCACCCCAGUCUGUUGGAGUGCUCUACCCAGAGUGGCUGAGCACGUACCAGGAAGGCAAAGGCAUGACCGCAUGGGUGGGCUCCCUCGUGUCUGGCGUUGGCCUGAUUGCAAGUCCCAUUUGCAGUGCAUGUGUGGUGAACUUCGGAGCCAGGCCAGUCACCAUCUUCAGUGGGGUCAUGGUGUCCGGGGGUCUGAUGCUGAGUGCUUUUGCACCCAAUGUCCAGUUCCUCAUCUUCUCCUACGGCAUAGUAGUCGGAAUAGGCUGUGGUUUGGUCUAUGCUGCUACCAUGACAAUCACCUGUCAGUAUUUUGACAAGAGGCGUGGCCUGGCUCUUGGGAUUGUCUCCACAGGUACAAGUGUCGGAGGUUUCAUCUACGCCACGGGUCAGAACGAGCUGAUCGAGCUCUUCGGCCUGGACGGCUGCCUGCUGAUCAUCGGCUCGCUUGCACUCAACAUCAUCGCCUGCGCUGGACCCAUGAGGCCUCUGCACAUCCCCACUUACUACCUCAAACAGAAGGCCGCCGCCCUGGAGAAGGCCGAGGGUCAGCUCCUGGAAAAAGUCGUGACCUCUGACCUUGACCCCGUCAAGCCGGUAGCGAGCGACCACAAGACAGCCGCCGAUGACCCGCCGAUGGCGACGGAGGGCGUCAAGGAGCCCGCGGAAGCCCCGUUGGCGUUCGAGCGAAGCUUCUCCAUCUGCGCCCUGCUGGUGGAGGUCAUCAAGACCAAGCAGAAGUCCUACUCGACCUACCUGCGCUCCACGGCCGACCUCUUCCAGGACCGCGUGUUCGGCGCGCUCUGCGUCACCAUCUUCCUCUUCAGCCUGGGCGCCUUCCCACCACUGCUCUUCAUGGAGGACGUGGCGCAGAGCGAGGGCCUCGUCGACGGCGUCAGCCUCCUCCCGCUGGUGUCCAUCGUCCAGGUGGCUGGCGUGCUGGGCAAGCUGGGCCUUGGCAUGAUGACGGACAUCCGCUGGAUGAACAGCGUCUACCUCUACGCCUUCACGGCCGUCGGCGCGGGCACGGCGCUGCUUGCCAUCCCUGCCACCAACAGCUACGCCGGACUUCAGGUCAUCUCGGCGGCCAUCGGGUUCAUGUCAGGGAACUGGUCUAUCACGCCGUACGCCACCACGAAGGUUGUGGGCAUCGACCGGCUCACUGAGGCCCACGGGAUACUCAUGUUCUUCGGUGGUUUCGGGAUCAUGCUGGGACCUCCAGUUGUAGGCUGGUUCUUCGACUGGAUGCAGUCCUACGACUUGGCCUUCUACUUCAGCGGAGGCUGUGUGCUGCUGGGGGGCUUCCUCCUCUUCCUCGUCUCCUCCCUUCCCUGCAGGCCCAGGGCCAGGGGAGACUCCCCCCCCUCCGACCCACAAUACACUAACGACCUGGUGGCGGCCGUGGCCUAAGCUAUACUACAGCAACCGCCUCGUCUAAAGUCUAAUACAGCUACAACCUGCCUCUGGGAGGAAAAAGAUGUUUAUUUUGAAGCAAGGGAAAAGGCAGUGUGGUUUAUUUAUUUCCUGAAAUGCAGUUAAAACCUUUUUUUUUCUAGAACGGUAACGGGCUGUUCCAGCUUGUCCAAAAUUGUGUUGCUAAAGCGUAAGGCAUGUUCAGUUAUUCGAUCUUACUCUACCAUGGGACCUUAUAAGAGUUUAACGGUUCUGCAGGGUUAUUUUGUUCUGGCCUUGUUCUAAGAGGCCCUGAGUACAGUUUCACACAUAACGUAAACAGCUAAGUGAUGGUUUAUGUUUACAGUUACAGAGAUUGUAAUUUAAGUUACCACAGAGAAAUGGGUGACUCCCUUUUUAAUAUCAUAACUAAAUGCAGCAAGGGGUUGCAGAAACACUAGAAUGGAACUCUCACGCUGUAUUGAAAAGCUGUCGAGAAAUCUUCUCACCAGUUUGGAAGGAAAAACUUUUUUUUUCUGAUAUACUUUAAUAUGCAAAACAUAAACAAAUAACAGUUGGUGUGUGAGUGAAUGAGUAAUACAACGAGAGUUGGUAUACUUUUAAUUUGUUAUUUUAUGUAUUGUUUUUAUUGUUGUCAGUAUUAUUAUUAGCUUAUCUGUUGUCUUUGUGUAUAUGUAACCAAAGUGAUACAGUAUGUCUUAAGUUGAUAUUCUGGAUUAGCUAGCCUUUCUGAUGUAUUGAUUCAGCCUUACUGUCACUUGUAGAUACAGUGGGGUGAAUAGGUGCCCUUCUGCUUUGCCCAAACAAGGCAAAUUGGGCAUAAUUUAGAUUUGUUAGCAUCCUCCAGUCAAGUCACUGGGUUGAUUGAUUUUUUUUUGUUUGUUUGUUCGUAUGUUUUUUUAGUUUUUGUUUUGUUUCUGGACAAACAAACGAUAUGUGUGAAGCAAUAUGUAUGACGCGCACACCAUAAGGGGACCUGAAUAUAUGUGCUUAUUUUAAUUUGUAGCCACCAUUUCAAUUACAAUGGAUGCUGUAACUCACCCCGGCCUUCGUAGGCAACGUUUGCAAUACAUGCACUGAUAUGGUCUAAGUGUUGAUGCCAUUUUGUAUGUUCCUUAUCCCAACAUGGACCUGAAAAUAUUGUUGUUUACUUGAAAAAAAAAUGUCUUUUUAAUAUUUGUAUCAUAAAACCACAAAUCCCUUUGAUAUCCCAGACUGAGAUAGCAGUCUGACCCAAGACAUGCUGUUUUUGUUAUUUAUGUAUUUAUGACUACAAUGGUUCAUUUGCCUUAUUUUUUUAAAUAAAAUAUUGACACAUUUUUUGUAAUAAAAA
Messenger RNA from Alosa sapidissima (American shad), 3186 nucleotides. It is a transcript of the gene slc16a9b, whose product is annotated as solute carrier family 16 member 9b. The record is from RefSeq and is a predicted model, not a curated record. Gene Ontology annotation, molecular function: monocarboxylic acid transmembrane transporter activity. Gene Ontology annotation, biological process: monocarboxylic acid transport; transmembrane transport. Bases 351 to 1850 code for a protein of 499 amino acids. NCBI's taxonomy places the organism in Eukaryota, Metazoa, Chordata, Actinopteri, Clupeiformes, Clupeidae. The transcript is spliced from 6 exons.